AUGCUGCUGGACCGGAGGAGCGCAUUCCGCGUCUCCGUUUUACUGGCUUGUGUGAUAACCUGCAGUAACGUGCUAUGUCCCGUCGGUGCCUAUCUCUACAACAACCGCUACGCAGGCGAUCAAAUCUUCAGGAUAACCCCGAGUAAUGAUGAGGAGGUCCAAGUGCUCCAGAAAAUUCUGGGACACAUGAAGGUGGACUUCUGGCAGCCCAACAGUGUUACUCUAAUCUGUCAAAAUGAAACUGUGGAUGUCCAUGUGAAACGCAAUGACACGCGGGGUUUACAUGCACGCUUAAAGCAGCAACAUCUUGAUUAUCGCGUGUUUAUCUCCAAUCUGCAGAAGGAAAUUGAAAAGCAGACGGGAUAUCGCUCCUCUCGCAAGCGGAGGUCAGAGUCUCAGUAUGACUACGAGGUUUACCACUCUCUGGAAGAGAUCCAGAGCUGGAUGUUUGAGAUGAACCGAACCAACUCCGGCCUGGUUGACAUGUUCUCCAUCGGGAAGUCGUACGAGGGGAGGCCCCUUUAUGUGCUUCAGAUAGGAAAGAGAAGUCGUCAUCAGAAGAAAGCCGUGUGGAUCGACUGCGGCAUUCACGCCAGAGAGUGGAUCGGACCUGCUUUCUGCCAGUGGUUUGUCAAAGAGGCCAUCAACUCAUACCAGCAUGACUCUGUGAUGAGACGACUUCUUCACCAGCUCAACUUCUACAUCAUGCCGGUCUUCAAUGUGGAUGGAUAUCAUUUCAGCUGGACCACGGAUCGGUUCUGGAGGAAAACGCGGUCCAAAAAUCACAGGUUCCACUGCAGAGGAGUGGACGCGAACAGAAACUGGAAAGUGAAAUGGUGUGAGGAGGGGGCCUCCUCUCAUCCCUGUGAUGACACCUAUUGUGGUCCCUUCCCCGAGUCUGAACCGGAAGUCAAGGCCGUCGCCAAGUUCUUGCGCAAGCACAAGAAACGCAUCAAAUCAUACAUAUCAAUCCAUGCUUACGCCCAAAUGCUGCUUUACCCCUAUUCCUACAAGUAUGCCUCUAUCCCCAACUUCAACUGUGUGGAGUCAGCAGCUCAUAAUGCAGUGACAGCCCUGUACUCUGCCUAUGGAGUGAGGUACAGAUAUGGCCCCGCCUCCACCACCCUGUAUGUCAGCUCAGGCAGCUCUAUAGACUGGGCCUACAGAAACGGGAUCCCUUAUGCGUUUGCAUUUGAGUUGAGGGAUACAGGACACUUCGGCUUCCUCCUGCCCGAGUCCCUGAUCAACCCGACCUGCACUGAGACUCUGAGGGCAGUGAAGGCCAUUGCAUCCGGUCUGCUUAAGAAGUGUGAAACAGACAGGGACAGAUUUCCAUAUAUAUGA
This is a messenger RNA of Cyclopterus lumpus (lumpfish), 1344 nucleotides long. It is a transcript of the gene cpa6, whose product is annotated as carboxypeptidase A6. The transcript is spliced from 11 exons. The coding region runs from base 1 to 1344 and encodes 447 amino acids. Lineage: Eukaryota; Metazoa; Chordata; Actinopteri; Perciformes; Cyclopteridae. Gene Ontology annotation, biological process: proteolysis. The record is from RefSeq and is a predicted model, not a curated record. Gene Ontology annotation, molecular function: metallocarboxypeptidase activity; zinc ion binding.